Messenger RNA from Asparagus officinalis (garden asparagus), 1543 nucleotides. RefSeq lists its product as uncharacterized. The coding region runs from base 16 to 1329 and encodes 437 amino acids. Lineage: Eukaryota; Viridiplantae; Streptophyta; Magnoliopsida; Asparagales; Asparagaceae. The transcript has 3 exons. The record is from RefSeq and is a predicted model, not a curated record.
CCGACAUGAGCUCGGAUGCCGCACAUUCCUCCCCUCAGCAGCUGGGCCGCUCGACACGUGUAUAUUAAAUGCAUCCGGGGUAGUGGCAAUCCCGAUAUUAUCAUGAAGCCCAGGGGCUCUUCCACCCCCCGCUGUGCAUAUAAGCCCCCCAUAACCUCUGCUCGUUUCAUCCCAACUCUCCUCCUUUCUUCCUCUCGAGUUCACUUCAUUUCUCGCUCGAAGAUGUUGCGCUACACUGCGCCGCUGCUGCUACUGUGCGCCGCGGUACACGUUGCCGUAGCCAUCACCGAUGGACUACUGCCUAACGGUAACUUCGAGCAAGGCCCCAGCCCGGGCAAACUCAAAGGCACAGAGGUGAAAUCCCACGACGCAAUCCCAAGCUGGGAGAUUUCUGGCUUCGUCGAGUACAUAAAAUCCGGCCAGAAGCAGGGCGACAUGCUCCUCCUCGUCCCCGAGGGAGCCUACGCCAUCCGCUUGGGCAACGAGGCGUCCAUCAAACAGAAACUCAAAGUAACAAAGGGGAUGUACUACUCCGUCACGUUCAGCGCAGCGCGAACCUGCGCGCAGGAGGAGCGCCUCAAUGUGUCUGUCACGCCAGAGUUUGGCGUGCUCCCGAUGCAGACCAUGUACAGCAGCAACGGGUGGGAUUCGUACGCGUGGGGGUUCAGGGCGAUGUUCGACGAGGUGGAUUUGGUGAUUCAUAACCCCGGGGUUGAGGAGGAUCCGGCCUGUGGACCGUUGAUCGAUUCGGUUGCCAUCAGGACUUUGUAUCCUCCGAGAAUUACAAACACCAACCUCCUAAAGAACUCCGACUUCGAAGAAGGCCCCUACAUAUUCCCCAACACCUCAUGGGGAGUCCUCAUCCCCCCAAACAUCGAAGACACACACUCCCCUCUCCCCGGCUGGAUGGUCGAGUCUCUCAAAGCUGUCAAAUACAUCGACUCCGCCCACUUCUCGGUCCCGAGGGGCAAGCGCGCAGUCGAGCUCGUCGCAGGCAAAGAGAGCGCACUCGCCCAAGUCGUCCGCACUGUCCCUGGGAAAACCUACUCCUUGACUUUCUCGGUUGGCGACGCAGCCAAUUCCUGCGAAGGUUCGAUGCUUAUUGAGGCGUACGCUGCGAAGGCCAACGUGAAGAUUCCUUAUGAGUCGCUGGGGAAGGGAGGGUUUAAGCGCGGGGUUUUGAGGUUCACGGCGGUUGAGAAGAGGACUAGGGUUGUGUUUUUGAGUAGCUUUUAUCAUAGUAAGACUGACGGGUCGCUCUGUGGACCGGUUAUCGAUGACGUGACGCUGGUUAGUGUCCGUGGCAGUGGCCGGAAACUGAGGAUGUGAAGAGAAUGAUGAAUGAGUUAGUGUUUGCAGCGAGUAUUGAGCUUGAAAAAUAUGUAUGUAGGUAGUUAAAACAUAUAAAUAUGCGUACUAAGAAAUGAAGAUUUGGGGGAUGAGCUUUGAUGUUGUGUUGUAGAAGUUGGACGCAGCUUCUUGCUGCGCUUUACUGUAGUUUGCUGUGAUAUCAAUCAACGUGAAAGAAAAAUGUUUCAUAGUC